UCCGAUAAAAUGCUAAGUACUUGCAGUCUCCCUGUCGCCAAUGAACUAGAACUUUAUGCAGCCGAUACAUCUUUAUACGAAAAACUUAAUCCGUUUAUUAAGAAAAGCAGAGGCAUUCUUCCUGAAAGAAACAUUUAUGCAGCCGACAACGGAUGAUUAACAAUUAAUCAGAAAAACAGAAAGUAUGAUAAAUACUGAAAGAUAAUGCACAAAGGAAGGGUUAAUUCAGUUUGUGCUCUUUUAGACAACCCUAGCAUGAUUACCAUUGCCAAAGCCUUGAAGAGAACUCAGAGCUUUUGCAGGGUUAAGUCCCUGUGUAUCUUUCUCCAUAAACCAACAAAGAUGACAGGGUUAUUGAUGACCCAACUGAUUUCUAAUCUCCACAAAACAAUCAACAUGAUUACGCUAGGAGAGUUUAGGCUUCCAGAAACUCAUACAUUAAAAAUGCUUGAUAGUGUAAACCAAGCUUUAGUCUUAAAAUUCUAUGACUGAAGAUUUGACGAGGUGACAAGUCAGUUUAACUUUCAGAAAGAAUAUAAUCUUAGAGUCAUUAAGUUUGCUAGAUGUCGUGACGCUAAAGGUGAUGUAUGGACUUAUUCAAGUCCUGCUAGUGUGUCAAUUCUGAAUCUGAUAUCUCAGAGUUCAGUUUCAAAAUAUCUAGAUCAAAUAGAUCUUGAAGAAAUGGUUUUCUCCUUAAAGCAAGUAUCAAUCAUUCAGAAAAAGACUGGGCUGAGAAACAUAAGCCUUGGGCUCGGAACAAGUGUCAUCUACAGAAGUCAAGGAUAUUAGGCUACUUAAUCAUCACAUUUAGUAGAAAGAAGACUAUGGCAGCUU
Moneuplotes crassus is the source of this 834-nucleotide messenger RNA. NCBI's taxonomy places the organism in Eukaryota, Ciliophora, Spirotrichea, Euplotida, Euplotidae. The record is from the annotation of a GenBank genome assembly.